UAAACAGCUAAUUCUAGUUGUCCACUGGUCGUGUGUGCAGAUAUUUUGACAAACCACUAGUAAGACUUGUCGCAAUAACUAUGACACGAGUGAAAUUUUGUACACUUGAACAGGGGUACAUAAUUAGUAGCACGUGACAAGUAUACUGAAGUAUAUCGAAGGAAUAUAAUCUUAUCAGUUUCGUUAAAGGACAAAGAAGUAUUCUGCACCUCACACAAUAUGUGUACUCCUUGUAUGUUUAGAAAUGAAUCAAUGGAACCUAUUUGUUGGUGCAUGGAUUGUAAAGAAGGACUUUGUGUGUAUUGCAGUAACCAUCACAGAUCAUCAAAAGCUUUAAAACGGCACGACCUUGUUACUUUUAAGGAUCGUCGAUCAAUACCUGAAUUUGCACAAUCUGUCCAGGAAACCUGUUUUGAACACGAACGAAGUUUUGACUUUUUCUGUUGUGAUCAUCAAGAAUAUCAUUGCAUUAAAUGCAGCACAUUAGAUCAUAAGACCUGUAAUAGUGUUUUGCUACUCGAAGAUGUUGUAAGAAACGCGAAAUCAUCUGUAGCUUUCUGUCAUAUUGAAGAAGGCUUGAAUGUUCUACUUUCAAAAAUUGAAACGAUUUUGAAUAAAUCAAGAGAAGACAUUAGCAACAUAAAUGUACAAGUAAACGAAAUAAGCAAUAAUGUUAAUGAAAUGAGAACUCAGAUACACAAGAAAUUAGACGAAGAUAUAGGAGAAUUUUUACGUAAGUUGGACGAGCUAAAGUCGGAAAGCAAAACCAAAGCGCAUGAAACAAUAAGAGGGCUGAAGGAAAAACUCAAUGUCAUUCAAGACUUAAAGGCAAGCGUGGCACUUUUGAAAGAAAACGGAACAGAAUUACAAGUAUAUUUAUCUCUAAAAACACUUGGAAUCAAACUUAUCAAAAGAAGAAAACAAUUUAACAACAAACAUAUAAAAUGGUCAGUAUGACAGUGUAGAGUUUGUGUUUAAUCUGGCAAAUGACACUCCAAGUCUUAGCUUAGUUGGUAAAGUUGGCGAAAUUGAGGUUAAGCAGAAACCAUUAAAAGUCAACUCUGGAGGCAUGGGUCAAAGUGUGAAAUUAUCGAGAAAAAUCAAAGAAAAAGAGCCAUUCACCAGUGAUGAGGUUUUACAGAAAUACCGACCCUCUUUGGCUGUUGUAGCAAGACUUUGUCUUAUCUGUGUUUAUCUUCUUGACUGUAUAAAGGUUGGUCUAAAAUGGUCUGAUGAUAGACAAUAUAUAUGGUUAUAUCAUAGUAGGAUUUUUCACCAGGACCAUUUAUUAAGUAUGGUCAUUUUCGGACAAAUAGCAGGCUGUCUCAUGGUUAUUCUACGACGAAAGAUAAAGAUUGGAUGUCUGAUUUUGUCAUUGGUGAAAGUAUCUCAGAUAUACCUACUAUCAAAAGAUGAUGAAACUCCAUUUUUCAGGGCAAUUACUAUAUGUGGAAUUAUACUGAUGGCCUAUGCAGAUGUUCCAGGAGGAAAGAGUUUGUUUGCAGGUUCACCAUCCUCCUUUUUUGUGGGAAACUGGAAAUCGAAAAUGACAGGAAAGAUUCUAGUACUUUGGAUGUACUUUCCACUAUUGUUUGAGAACAUUGAAACGCCUGGUUGGAUACUUUUGGAUUCAAAUAAACAGUUACUGUGA
This is a messenger RNA of Mytilus californianus (California mussel), 1651 nucleotides long. Its product is annotated as surfeit locus protein 4 homolog. Bases 1070 to 1651 code for a protein of 193 amino acids. The record is from RefSeq and is a predicted model, not a curated record. Gene Ontology annotation, cellular component: membrane. The transcript has 6 exons. NCBI's taxonomy places the organism in Eukaryota, Metazoa, Mollusca, Bivalvia, Mytilida, Mytilidae.